GAGAGAGAGUAAUUAUUUGUGUUGUUUGGUGAAAGAUGGAUGUCUGCGAGGGAAUGUAAGGCAAAUCCACAUCAGACGAUGGUGAGAACAAGGCAUAAUCCGAUAGAAGACGAGGGUUCUGAGUUUAUCACGAUUGGAACGAGGGGUUCUCGAAGGUCUCAGGACCCACCUCCAGAGGAUGACCUUCAGAGUGAUGAGAGUGGAGUGUCGUCUGUUCCUAGAAGAGAACUGAGGAGAAAUCAGUCGUAUAAUUAUAAUCCACAGAGGAUGUCAAGAAGACCAAGACGAGCCAACAGAAGUUCAUUUUUCUACGAAGAUUCAACAGAAGAUGAUGAACCUCCGUGUCAAUCUCGUCGAAGUAGCAGACCUCAGGUCGAUAGAAAGAAAUCACGGAGUUGGAGACAAAGAGAGGUGCUGGCUGUAGCUGAUGUGGAGGAUGAAGACGAAGGGAUUCAUCCUGAAGAAAUACGUCGGAGUACGAGGCAAAAGAAAACUGUCUACCCGACAUUGAAUAAAAACUUUCUAGAUAAAGCUGUGGUCAGUGCUAAAGAUGGUUAUGGAGACACAGAGGAAAGUUUACCACCCCGAAAACGAACCCGAGUUGAAGGGGACGGGGAGGGGGAGGAUGAGGUAGGAGACGAGGUGGAGGGCGAUGAGUGUUUCACCGAUAUGUACAGCCGAGUUAAACGUAAGAGAAGACAUAUUAGACGUGAUAUGUAUGGUGUACCAAUUAUUGACACAGAUUGUGAAACGUCAGGUGAGAGUUCAGGUGGGGAAGAAGAAGAGGAAGUAGAAGAAGAGGAAGAAGAUGAUGAAGAUGACAAACCUCAGAGGUCAUAUUUUCUACGAGAACAUAAACCUAGAACACAGAAAUAUGAAGCUCCAUCUAUAAAACCACAACGAAGGCCGAGAAGUGACACAGUGUUUAGUCGUGGAGAAACUCCACCCAGAACCAUCAGCUCAUUCAGACGUUCCAAAACAUACAGAUCACCUGCACAUAGACGUAAACAUCACAGGAAGCGUGCAGCAUUCCAUGGCAGCUCCAGCACAAGCUCAUCAUCUGACACAGGCAGCAACUCUAGCGAUGAAGAAAGAUUCCAGAGACGUAAAGCCAAGAGUAUGAUGAAAUCAAGAAAUCGAUGCUUGCCAUUUAAUUUAACAAAGGAAGAUAUGAAUACUGGGAUACUAAAGGAUAGAGCUAAGAUCGGCGCUAGCUUGGCUGAUAUUGACCCAAUGGAAGUGGAUAGAUCCAUAACAUUUGAAAGUGUUGGUGGAUUAGACAAACAUGUCCGAGCCCUGAAAGAAAUGGUCGUCUUUCCACUUUUAUAUCCAGAAAUAUUUGAAAGAUUUAAGAUCACACCACCGAGGGGAUGUAUUUUCUACGGUCCACCUGGAACUGGUAAAACUCUGGUAGCUAGGGCUCUAGCUAAUGAAUGUAGCCACGGAGAUAAAAGAGUAGCGUUCUUCAUGAGAAAGGGUGCUGAUUGUUUGAGUAAAUGGGUUGGAGAAUCGGAGAGACAGUUACGACUUCUGUUUGAUCAGGCAUAUCAGGCAAGGCCUUCUAUUAUAUUUUUUGAUGAAAUUGACGGAUUGGCACCAGUAAGGUCAAGUCGACAGGAUCAGAUUCACAGCUCGAUCGUUUCAACACUUUUAGCUUUGAUGGACGGUCUGGAUAACAGAGGAGAAGUAGUUGUUAUUGGGGCUACUAAUAGAAUAGACUCAAUUGAUCCAGCCCUAAGACGUCCAGGAAGAUUUGAUAGAGAGUUUUUGUUUCCUUUGCCAUCUUUAUCAGCAAGAACACAGAUCCUGAAAAUUCACACAAAAGGCUGGACACCCAGAUUAUCUGGAGAAUUUAUAUCGGAGUUAGGAGAGAAGUGUGUUGGAUAUUGUGGAGCUGACAUGAAGGCAUUAUGUACAGAAGCAACAUUAAUGGCACUACGUCGACGAUAUCCACAGAUCUACGCGUCAUCCGAGAAAUUACAGCUGGAUGUCCAGUCAAUUAAUCUGGCAGCUAAAGACUUUUAUAAAGCUAUGCAGACUAUUGUACCAACUGCUCAACGUUCAAUUGCCUCUCCGGGUCGCUGUCUGUCCACGGUUAUCCGACCUCUAUUAAAACGUUUGUUUGAUCAGACACUGAGAAUGUUACAGGAAACCUUUCCUUCUGUUCUCGCUCAAAUGUCAUCUCUAGAUGCACCAAAUAAAAAUCCAGGUGAUGGUGAUAACGGUCUGGAUGAUCUGUAUAGUGACGAAGAUAAAGAUGAACCAAGUAUUUACGAGAAGAGUAACCGUGGUAACCAUAGACACGACAAUAAUCUACCUCCCUCCUUCCUCUCAUUCUCAAAUUCAGCAUAUCAACGACCAACAACAUUCCGACCACGAUUAUUAAUAUCAGGGUCAGCAGGUCAAGGUCAGACAAGUCACCUUGGACCAGCUAUAUUACAUCAUAUGGAACAACUACCAGUCCAUGUCAUUGAUCUUCCAACUUUAUAUGCUGUUAGUGCUAAAACACCCGAAGAAUCUUGUGCUCAGGUAUUUUGUGAAGCUCGUAGAACAGCACCUAGUAUAAUAUAUUUACCUUUUAUCAACAAAUGGUGGGAUGUUAUAGGUGAAACUCUACGCGCCACGUUUUUAACAUUAGUACAGAACCUGUCACCAUCAUCACCACUAUUAAUGUUAGCUACAUGUGAAGUUUCUUAUAACUCACUAGACUCAACACUUCAGGGAUUAUUUGAUCUAAGAUCUCAGGAAGUUAUACAAAUGACCAACCCUACGACAGAGGAGAGGCGAGAAUAUUACCAGGACUUAGUUAUAAAUCAAUCAGCGAAACCUGUAUCCUCAAAACAUUCGGCUGCAGCUCGACGUGCAUUAGAAGUUUUACCUGUAGCCCCACCUCCAAAACCAAGAAAAUUAACGGAAGCGGAGUUGAAAAAAUUAAAAAACCAGGAAGAUGCCACUUUACGAGAACUGAGAAUAUUUUUACGAGACGUUCUCACUAAAUUAGGACGAGAUAGAAAGUUUAGUAUGUUUACUAAACCAGUGGAUCUUGAAGAGGUGCCGGACUAUCUGGUGAUUAUAAAACAACCAAUGGACAUGUCAACCAUGAUGACUAAAAUUGAUCUCCAUGAAUAUCUCACUGUUAAAAGUUUUAUGUCCGAUAUUGAUCUCAUUUGUCGUAAUGCUCUAGAAUAUAAUCCAGCCAAAGAUCCACAAGGUCGAGCUAUCAGACACCGAGCAUGUGCCUUCAAAGAUACAGCUUAUGCUAUUAUUAAAGCAGAACUCAACUCAGAUUUUGAAAAACAAUGUCAGGAAAUAAAAGAGGCGAGAGAAAGAAGAGGUCUUAAAUCCAGAGAUGUGCCAGAUUUUUACUACACAGCUCCACCUGUUCCCAGUCGUAUUACUCCAAUUCAACCUCCGAAACCCACCCCGCCACCUAUUCCUAGUACAGAGAGAUUUAGUCGCAGGGUUCGUGGCAUCCAUGUUGAUACAACCGUUCCCUUGGAGAUGGUCGAGAAAAACUGGCAGGUGGAAAAACGUUUAUCAAAAAAUAGUCCCGAUAAAAUGGAACAAUCGGAAAAAAGACGAUCAGUGCAAAUAGUUCAACAUGAACAUUCUAGUCGUUCACGGGACAAUUCUGCUAAAAAGGUGCGGAGCGAAUCAUCGUCGGUUCGACCAAAGAAAAAGGCUAAAAAGUGUAUCUGGUCGAGUACGAAGAGACGUCGUAGACCGAAAUCUGUGGCCGCUGUUUAUGAUCGUGAUUCUGACGCAAGAUCCGGUUUGGAUACAGACAUGGAUGAUGAUUCAGAUUUUGGAAUGUUAUCGGAUAGGGAGGAGGAAAUUGCCAGUAAGAGUUAUGGCGAAGAGGUUAAAGAGGUUAAGACUGUUGAUGUUCCUGUCGUACAGGAUAGCGGACUGGGAUCAUCUUUAGAUAGUAAUGGAGACUCUAGAGACAGUGUCGACCAUAGGGUAAAUGGAGAAGAUUUACCCCACGUAACUGAAGAAGAAAAAAGUCGCAACAAAUCAUCUGCUAGAAAAUCCACACCGUCACAUGACUCAUCACAUAAAGUUCCUUCUGUUACCACAGAUAAACAUCGGCUAUCUCGUCUUCUUGAGACAGUUGUCAUGGCAACUAGUGGAAAUAAUAUUGAACGUUUAGAAAAAAUGUACAGUAUACUUAGUCAGUGUAUCUACAGACAUCGAAAAUCUUAUGAUAAAAUUCCCCUCAUAAAGGAAAUGGAGGAAAAAGUCACGUGGUACACAAAACAGAAAUCUCAUUAGUAUAAAAUUUCUGGGGAUAGGGGGGUUCAUGUUAUUAGGUUUUUUUAUUAUUGUGUUUUAAAACGGUAGUUUUUCACAAGUCUAUUGAGAUAACAGAAAUUUAUUUAGUCUUGAUUGCUCCAGCCCGACUUGUCUCCACAUUUACUUCCACGAUUAUGAGUGUGGACAAAAUAGCCUCAAUUGUGUGGUAUCUGUUUGUUCGUGUAUACAAUUUACAUGAGUUCUGAUAGGAACAGUUGUUGUCUCUCACAUUGCACACAUAUCUAUUGACAUAAAAAUUACCACAUAUUAGUCUCGAAAUGAACAAUGUUCCUUUAUGGUAAUCUUUCUAUGAUCUUUGACACUUUUUUGUCCAGACCAAUUUUUAUUGCAGUUGAAAUGUGGAAACAUUUUAGGCUGGUGAGGUCCAGACCAAGAAUUCUUCUUUAAUAAUAACCAAAGAAUCUGUAUCAGAGCUGUUCGCCUUAAAAAUGCUUGGGAGCAGGGUGGAAAUGACAACAAAACACAUGGAUUUUUCCUCCCAAUAGAAUUGCAAAAUAAGAUGAAAAAAUUGUAUUUUGUUUGUAAGACACCCCAAAAAAUUCAAUUAGUGACGUAAACAACUUAAUAAAUAUAGAUGAUUUCCUCCCAGGUUGGAACAGCUCCUGAGGUUGAAAGCGAAUAGUUAACCCCUAAAAUUAACUUACCAGUACAACAAAAACAAUGUAGUUGUUUAUUAUUCAUAAUUACACAGCACAGCCAUGGUGAUUUUAUAUUUUAAAACCCAUUCCAUAUUUCAACACAAGCCGUAUUUACAUCUUUUGAUAUAAAAAGUUAUAUUAUGAAAUUAGACAUUAUUUAUUUUACACUUUCUGACAAGAAUUUUAAGAAAAAGAAAAAGUUUCAGGAUGGUUUUUUUAAAAGUUUAUCAUUCAUGAAAACACCAAAAAUAUCAGAUAUAAAAUUUUUAAAAUUGAAAUAGGUGUCACAGGUCGAUUGUCGUCUUUGAAGAGCAAAAACUGGUCUUUGAAUUAUUUUGUUUUUGGCUGUAUUUAUCAUCACACUUAGGCGACAAAUUUAUUCAAAAAGCUAAAUAUAGAUGAAAACUAGCGAGUCAUGUGACUUCAUCAUUUGGACAUACAGGCUAUAAAUAUCGGUGGUUGAUAAUUUUUAUUGUCUUGAGAGGAAACUUAUUUUCUUUCCUUUGCCAUUCACCGACCAAUAUUUUGGGGGGGUUUUGUACUCAGAUGACACAAUCUUUGGCCAGAAGACGGGAGUAGGAUUGCCUGUCAACCUUGUGGGUUUUCUCUGGGUCCUCUUGUUUCCUCACCACAUGUUAGUCCCGACAUGACCUGGUUUGUGUCGAGUGGACGUUAAACCCCAUUUCUCUCUCUUUGGCCAAGAGACUAGUUUUUGUGUUUAAAGGCUACAAUCAACAUUUGUGUACUAAACUUGUGUUUAUUAACAUGUAUGUAUUGUCGUAUGAAAUUGGAAAUGAAUAUUAUUAUAAGAGAAUUUAGAUGUAGUAAGUUAAAUCAAUAAUGAAUUACAAAUCUAUUGUUGUCUUUAUAUAUCAAAUCGAUGUGUUUACAUUAUAAUCUAUAUUUAAUUCACCAAGUUAAAGAUGCAUUACGUAAGAUUCUCCAUUUUUAGAUAAAAUCAUUAAAUGGCCAAAACAUUCUAAUCUACUUAAAAUCAGAGCCAUCCGAAGGCCUAGAGAAUUCUUUAUGGGCAUGUUUAGAUAAUAAUUUAUAAAAAUUUGAAGCCAAAAUAUAGACCUGUAAUAGGCAGAUUUAGCUCUUACAUAAUGCAUCUUUAACUUAUUUUCUUAUGUAUUACAUAGUGAUAGCUUAGCUUCUUGUAAAGUUUAGGCUGCUGAUCGUCAUUUGCAUUUUUCGUAUAAUAUCUAAUGUUUCACAGCUUACAGAUGCAUUAUGUAAGAUUUAGAUAAAGAACUAGCAGUUCUCGCUAUAAUAGCUAAAAUAAACUAGAUAGUAAAACUGGGAAUGUCUUGAACUGACUAAUUAAUAAUUUAUAUAACAUUUAAGGCCUAAAGAAAGACCUGCAAUAGGCAGAUUUAGCUCUUGCAUAAUGCAUCUUUAAUUCAUCGUUGAAAAAAGCAAAAUGUCAAAGAUAGAGCUCUAUUACACUUUUGAAUUGUCCUGGAUGUGAACAGGCCUUAUUCAUGAAGAUUUGAAUUUUUUUAUUUUUUUUUAAUAAAAUACAUCCCUUUCAUUGGCUUAAAGCUACAAUCUGUCCUAUUAUUUUAACAUUCAGCCAAUGAAAUUGCUGUAUUUUUAUAAUUAAAUGAAAAGUCCUCGUGUAUAAUGUCCCAGGCCUUUGAGGAUAGAUACAGAACUCCCUAGACCGCCU
Messenger RNA from Patella vulgata (common limpet), 6627 nucleotides. Its product is annotated as ATPase family AAA domain-containing protein 2. The record is from RefSeq and is a predicted model, not a curated record. Gene Ontology annotation, biological process: positive regulation of transcription by RNA polymerase II. The coding region runs from base 40 to 4275 and encodes 1411 amino acids. Lineage: Eukaryota; Metazoa; Mollusca; Gastropoda; Patellidae. Gene Ontology annotation, cellular component: nucleus. Gene Ontology annotation, molecular function: chromatin binding; ATP binding; ATP hydrolysis activity. The transcript has 23 exons.